AUGGGUGGAGGCGAUCUUAACUUGAAGAAAUCCUUUCAUCCCGCGCUGCGGCGCAAUCAACAGGCCGUCUGGGACGAAGAGCAAAAGGCCCUGGCCGAGCGCAAGCGAACAAAGCAACGCAUCGAGGAAAUCAAAGAGGAACUCAAGAAUGAAGAAGUCCAACGACAGCUCGAGGCUGCAGGAGGGAAGAAGCGCGUUGAUCGCGUUGACUGGAUGUACCAAGGCCCCAACGACGGAGAAGGCGGCACGACAGAAGAAUCAGAAGCCUACCUGCUGGGCAAGCGGCGUAUAGACCACCUUAUCAAGGGCACAGAGCAUAAGAAGUUAGAGAAAGAAGCGGGGGCCGAGAGUUUCAUGGCGCUGCAGAAUGCGAAUACUGCGAGGGAUACAGCUGCCAAGAUUCGUGACGAUCCGUUGCUGGCUAUCAAGCGACAAGAACAAGCUGCCUACGAAGCCAUGAUGAACGACCCGAUCAAGCGCCGACAAUUACUGUCCUCGAUGGGAAUUCACGAUGAGAAGAAGAAGGAAAAGUCACGGAGGAGAGAAGAUCGACCCGACAGGCAUCGAAGGAGGCAUCGUCAUCGCAGCGCGGACCCUGACGAUAGACAUCACAGACGACGACGUUCAGAUUCGCGAUCGCGAAGUCCACGACGUCGUGAUGAUUCGAGAGAAGGACGGCACAGGCGAGGCAGAGACGAUAGUCGAGAAGAUCGUUCGCGACGAAGACACGACGAUUCUGAGGACAGAGAACCUAGACGUGAGCACCGCUCGCGCCAUGAACGACCACGCGACGAGCGCCCCCGCGAAAGUCGAAGGGAUUUCCGAAGAAGCUACCCCGACUCUCGCGACAGGCGACCACGAUACAACGAAGAAGACGAUAAAGCCAAGGAGGAAGAGCGUCAGCGCAAGUUAGCCGCCAUGCAGUCUGCGGCAACAGAGCUCGAUGAAGAUCGCGCAAAGCGUCUUACGGCACUGGAACAACAGGAGGCAGCGGCUCGCGAAGCAGACGACAAGGCACGAGAGCGCGUCGGUGACCGCAGCUUUGUGAACAAGCUACAUCAACAAGUAGGCCACAAGGGUCUAGCGGACCGUAUGGGCGGAUCGCGUCGGGGAUAUCAACGGGACGAAGAUUAG
This is a messenger RNA of Fusarium verticillioides 7600, 1134 nucleotides long. RefSeq lists its product as hypothetical. Lineage: Eukaryota; Fungi; Ascomycota; Sordariomycetes; Hypocreales; Nectriaceae. Gene Ontology annotation, biological process: mRNA splicing, via spliceosome. The transcript has a single exon. Gene Ontology annotation, cellular component: U2-type spliceosomal complex. The coding region runs from base 1 to 1134 and encodes 377 amino acids. The record is from RefSeq and is a predicted model, not a curated record.